AUGUCGGCUCAACUACUUGAUGUUGCUUCAAAAUAUUCACUCUACAGCGGUUCUAUUAUAUGUUCAUUAGGCAUUGUCGGUAAUUUAAUAAAUAUUCUUGUUUUUACUCAAUUAAAACUUUUUCGGAACAAUCGAUGUGCUUUUUAUUUAACUGUGGAAUCUAUUUCCAACAUUUUUUAUCUCCUCUACUCAAUUACUAUAAGUAUUUUAAUAUCAAUAUAUGGAGAUGAUGGGACAGGACGGUUUCUUAUCUGGUGUAAACUUAGAUAUAUCAUUGCUCAAACAUUUGCUCUCACUACAUUUACUAUGAUAUGUUGUACUACUGUUGAUGAAUAUUUUUCGACGAAUUAUCUUUAUAAUCUAAGAUAUAUGUGUACACUGAAAUUAGCUCGAUAUCUUGCAUUUGUUUUUAUUUGUAUUUGGACUUGUCAUAGUGUUAUACUUGGCCUCUUUUUCAAUAUUGUACCAUCUGGUGGAUGUGCUAUAUCAAAUCAAAUCUAUUUCCAAUAUACAACAUACUUUACAUAUCCAGUUUUAACUGGUCUUUUACCAAUCGUAAUUUCAUUAUUGUUCAGUUUAUUAGCUUAUCAAAAUGUUCGUCGAAUAGUUCGUCGACAAUUACCUAUUGUUCGUCGUCGAUUAGAUCGACAAAUAACAGCAAUGUGUUUUAUACGUGUCAUAGCUUAUGGUUGUCUGGCAACACCUUAUGUUAGUUAUCGAGUCUAUGCACUUAAUUAUCCUAUUUCACGAAGUGAACCAUUAAAAUUUGCAAUCGGGCAAUUAGUUCAAGUUAUUUUUACCUCUCUUGCUUCUUUAAACUUUGCGAUCAGUUUUUAUCUUUUUAUUAUAUCAUCAUCACAUUUUCGUCACCAAGUAAAAUUUGUGUUAGUAAAAAAAUGUUGGAACCGAUGGAAAUAUUUAUGUUGUUUUGGAAAUAUUCAAAUUAAUCCGGAAAAUAUAGAACCAAACAAUUCGAAUAUAGAACCUGAAGAUAUUAAUUAA
This is a messenger RNA of Adineta steineri, 1002 nucleotides long. The record is from the annotation of a GenBank genome assembly. NCBI's taxonomy places the organism in Eukaryota, Metazoa, Rotifera, Eurotatoria, Adinetida, Adinetidae.